GUCGGGGCCCCGCCCCCAAGCUGUGGAGUGGCACUCGGGCCGGAUGUCUCAGAGCGCGGAGAGCUUGUGGAUUCUGCGUCUCCGCGGCUGGCCGAGGCAGUCAUGGAGGCCGGUGCCUCCGCCGAGCCCGAGACAGUCGAAGUGCUGCCCCAGCACAAGUUCGACACCGGGUCCCUAGAGGCCUAUCUAAACCAGCACUUGCCCGGCUUUGGGGCCGAGUCCGAGGCCCAACUGACCGUUGCCCAAUACAGCUCAGGACAGUCCAACCCAACCUUUUAUCUCCGGAAGGGCUUUCAAGCAUACGUACUCAGAAAAAAACCACCUGGAUCACUUCUUCCUAAAGCACAUAAGAUUGAUAGAGAAUUUAAAGUCCAGAAAGCUUUGUUUUCAAUUGGAUUCCCCGUUCCCAAGCCUUUAUUGUACUGCAGUGAUGCUUCAGUCAUUGGAACAGAAUUUUACGUGAUGGAACAUGUGCAGGGUCGAAUCUUUCGUGAUUUCACAAUUCCUGGAGUUAGCCCAGCAGAACGCUCAGCCAUAUAUGUGGCCAUGGUAGAAACCAUGGCUCAGUUACAUUCCUUGAAUGUAAAGUCAUUGCAGCUGGAAGAAUAUGGUAGAGGAGCUGGGUAUUGCAAAAGACAGGUGUCAACCUGGACAGAGCAGUAUAAAGCUGCAGCUCAUCAGGACAUCCUUGCCAUGAACCAGCUAUCUGAGUGGCUAAUGAAAAACUUGCCAGAUAAUGACAACGAAGAAACUUUGAUACAUGGAGAUUACAAACUAGAUAACAUAAUUUUCCACCCUAAAGAGUCUCGAGUUAUAGCUGUACUGGAUUGGGAGCUUUCAACCAUUGGUCAUCCUUUGUCAGACUUAGCUCAUCUCUCCCUGUUCUUCUUUUGGCCAAGGACAGUUCCAAUGAUAAAUCAAAGUUCUUAUUUUAAAGAAAACAUAGGGAUACCAUCAAUGGAAGAAAUCAUUUCAAUAUAUUGCCGCUACAGAGGAAUUAAUUCUAUUCUUCCUAACUGGAAUUUCUUUAUUGCCCUGACGUAUUUUAAAAUGGCUGGCAUAGCACAGGGAGUGUAUAGUAGAUAUCUUCAGGGAAAUAAUGCAUCUGAGAAAAGCUUUCUGUUUGCCAAGUUUGUGCAACCUCUGGCAGAAACCGGAUUACAACUCUCAAAACGGACUUUUGGUACUACACCAUCACAGAUUGAUACUUCCCAACAGUUGUUUGUACAGAGUAAGACAGGCCAGGAAGUUCUUACUAGGGUGAAGCAUUUCAUGAAACAACACAUCCUUCCAGCUGAAAAAGAGGUAAUUGAGUUCUAUGUGCAAAAUGAAAAUUCAGUGGACAGAUGGAAAAAACCUUUAGUGAUUGAUAAGCUCAAGGAAAUGGCCAAAGCAGAAGGCCUCUGGAACUUGUUUUUGCCAGCUGUAAGCGGUCUCAGCCAGGUGGACUAUGCCUUGAUUGCUGAAGAAACAGGAAAAUGCUUUUUUGCUCCGUAUGUCUUUAACUGCCAAGCUCCAGACACAGGGAACAUGGAGGUGCUCCACUUGUAUGGAAGUGAAAAGCAGAAACAGCAGUGGCUUGAGCCUCUUCUUCAAGGAAACAUCUCAUCCUGCUUCUGUAUGACAGAGCCCAAUGUAGCUUCAAGUGAUGCCACAAACAUUGAAUGUAGCAUCCAACGAGAUGGAGAUAGCUAUAUAAUUAAUGGCAAGAAAUGGUGGAGCAGCGGAGCUGGGAAUCCAAAGUGCACAAUUGCAAUUGUUAUGGGAAGAACUAAAAAUACCUCUGCAACCAGAUACAAACAACACUCAAUGGUUCUUGUUCCUAUCAACACACCUGGAGUAGAAAUAAUAAGGCCUUUGUCAGUUUUUGGCUACAUAGAUAAUUUCCAUGGAGGACAUUUUGAGAUCCAUUUUAAUCAAGUACGAGUUCCUGCUACCAAUUUAAUAUUAGGCGAAGGUAGGGGGUUUGAAAUCGCCCAAGGCCGCCUCGGGCCCGGCAGAAUCCACCACUGUAUGAGAACAGUAGGUCUGGCAGAACGUGCUUUGCAGAUCAUGUGUGAACGGGCAACACAAAGGGUGGCCUUUAAGAAGCAGCUGUUUUCACAUGAGGUUGUGGCCCACUGGAUUGCUGAAAGCCGCAUCGCCAUUGAGAAGAUACGUUUGUUGACCUUGAAAGCCGCUCACAGCAUUGACACUCUGGGCAGCACCGGUGCUAAGAAGGAGAUUGCAAUGAUUAAAGUGGCUGCCCCGCGGGCCGUCUGCAAAAUUAUUGACCGUGCCAUCCAAGUGUGCGGAGGUGCCGGUGUUUCCCAGGACUACCCUCUGGCUAACAUGUAUGCCCUCACCCGAGCGCUGCGCUUAGCAGACGGGCCCGACGAAGUCCACCUGUCCACGAUCGCAGCGAUGGAGCUGCGGGACCAGGCCGGCGGCGUGCGGUCCAAGGUGUAGGCGGCGGCGGCGCACCCCGGACACACUUCUCGGCCUCCAGCACUUGCACCUCUUUGUUUCUGCAGUUUGAGCACAGGAUUAAUUACUCGCUUUCAGUAAAGAUUGGAGCAUCUGUUUUGAUCAGUGGGUUUUAUAAUUUCAGGGGUCACACAGGUUUAAGUUAAAUUGUACGGCUGCCAUCAGUUUAUCACCUAAACGCUUAGCAUUUAUUUUUAGAACAUUCAGCUUGUAAAGAGAUAGGGAAGUAGACUGCAUAGGCAUAAAAGUAUUCUCGCUUUUGGAUUCUCAGGAAUUGUUCCGUUUAGAGAAGUAGCCAAGGAGUCACUGCUCUUUAAAAAACAUACUGGUGUCUUUUUUAACACUGGGUUGAGGGGUUGGGUUAACACUUCGUAGGACCACAGUGUUGGCCCUGGGGAAAGCUGCAUGACCGACGGAGUCACUGUAGAAUUCAUGUAAGCCUCUUCAUACUUCAACAGAAAACAUUUAUACAUCAAAUCUGAAUGUAGUUUAAAGUUUAUUAGAAAACAUUAUGAGAAAAUGUGAUUACGAAAAAUUUUAAUUAUGUUGAUGAGAGCAGUGAAUAAUUUAAGCUAUAAGAAAGUUAUUUAGUUUUGAGAAGAGAUUAAAACCCAUCUGCUCUGAACGCCAUUCUGUCACUUCCAUACCUAAGCACACAUUCUUGCGGUUCUAAAAUCAGCGCUGCCCAAUCUGUACAGCGGCCACUGGCCACGUGUGCCUCUGGAACAUUUGAAUUAUGCCUAAUGCACCGAGGAACUGCAGGUUUUUAAAUUUUUAACUAAAUAUUCUUAGUUUUUGGAAACCUUUUAGGUAUGCCUGCACACUUGGGAAUGUGAAUUGACUUUCAAAUGUAAACAAGGAGCAAGUAUUUUAGAUGAAAAUUUACAACCCAAAUUAAGAAAGAGUCACUGUAAAAUACAUAUCAAAUUGUGAACACUUACUAUGAGAAAAGGUAAAAUACCUCAUUAACACUUUUUAGCGUCAUGAUUACAAAUUGAAAUAAUAAAAUGUGGAGAGAAGGCCGACCUUGUCUUAGUGUGCUUCACCGGGGCAGCCGCGUGGCCAAGCAGGCCCGUCGGCGCCUUUCUCCCAACAGCAUUUGCUCACUGUGUCUGCCACGUGCUGGCAGUACUCACGUUUCACGUGUUUUCAUUAUUAUACUGACUCGCUGAGAUCUCAUCAUAAAACUUGAACGGAUGAGGACUUGGUUCUUAUGGAUGAGCAAAGAAAGUGGUUUCUUGAGAUGAAUCUACUCCUGGGGAAUAUUGAAAUGACCAAAAAAAAAAAAGUUAAAAUAUCACAUAAACUUAGUUGAUAAAGCAGCAGCAGGAUUUCAGAGAUUUGACUCCAGUUCUGAAAGAAGUUCCAUGGGUAAAAUGCUAUCAAACAGCAUCACAGGCUACAGAGAAAGAGUUCAUGAGAAAAAGUCAAUCGACGCAGCACAUUUUGCUGCGUUGUCUUACUUUAGGGAGGGCCGCAGCCACCCCAAACCUCAGCAGUCCUCACCCUGAGCAGUUAACAGCUGCCAACAUAGAGGCAAGAGUCUCCUCCAGCAAAAAUAUUGUGACUCGGGGAAAGCUCAGAUGAUGGUUAACAUUUUUUUUUAGCAAUAAAGUGUUUUUUUUUUUUUAAGAUUUUGCUUUCCAGUAAUCUCCACAUCCAUUGUUAGACUCGAACUCACAUCCCUGAGAUCAAGAGUCACAUGUUCCACUGACUGGAUCACCCAGGUGCCCUGACCGCUCAAAGUAUUUUUAAUUAAUAUGCAUCCACAGUUGUUUAGGCAAUGCCAUUGCAAACUAAAUGCAGUACAGUACAGUGUGAACGUGAGUGUCCCACGCCCUGGGAAACCAGAAAAUCCCUGACUUGCUUUACUGUGGUCUGGUUCCUGAUCCCCCACAUCUCUAAGGUACGCCUGUGACUGAAUUAAAAUGUUAUUAAAAUCAAUUUCACUGGUUCCUUGUUACCUUUUAAUGCCACUGGAAUAUUACCUGGUAAAAUUUAAAUUUUCAAAUGAAAGUAUUUUUAUUUCUUAAACCUUCAAGCUCUGUUAUAUUAACAUACACAUCACAAACAUUUGUUGAUGGCCAGAGAUUAUUUAAAUGGCUUCUUGGAGUAGGGAGCCAGCAUUAAACAAAGACCUGGCUUUGAGUCUUCUGUGUCACAUGGGCCUCCUGAACUUUUGCCUUUGAGCCGUAAUCUCUCUGAACCUCAUUUUUUCUUUCUGUUCAUGGGAUGAACUUCAAUCUAGAGGACCCUUGCCUCCGGAGGGUUUGCUGUGACCAUCACUAAAGCCGUGGAGAAGCACUUGGGAGAUUUCCGAACCACAGUAUUUUAUAAGGUAUCCUCAUGUGAAGUAGAUAAAAUCUUAUAACCCAAGCUAUCGAAUCUUACUUCUAGUUUUAAAAGUUGUCACUUGGAAGAAAUCGGGAUUGGGGCGUCUGGUGGCUCAGUCCGUUAACGCAUCUGCCUUUUGAUUUUGGCUCCGGUCAUGAUCUCAGGGUUCAAGAGAUGGAGGCCUGUGUUGGGCUCGUGCUGACAGUACAGAGCCUUCUUGGGAUGCUCUGUCCACCCCAUGUGCGUGCACUCUCACCUUCUCUCAAAAUAAAGUUUAAAAAAAGUC
Messenger RNA from Suricata suricatta (meerkat), 5086 nucleotides. It is a transcript of the gene ACAD11, whose product is annotated as acyl-CoA dehydrogenase family member 11. NCBI's taxonomy places the organism in Eukaryota, Metazoa, Chordata, Mammalia, Carnivora, Herpestidae. The transcript is spliced from 20 exons. The record is from RefSeq and is a predicted model, not a curated record. The coding region runs from base 103 to 2448 and encodes 781 amino acids. Gene Ontology annotation, molecular function: flavin adenine dinucleotide binding; oxidoreductase activity, acting on the CH-CH group of donors. Gene Ontology annotation, cellular component: mitochondrion.